Molecule: messenger RNA, 1393 nt
Organism: Hevea brasiliensis (rubber tree)
Lineage: Eukaryota; Viridiplantae; Streptophyta; Magnoliopsida; Malpighiales; Euphorbiaceae
Product: 8-hydroxygeraniol oxidoreductase-like
Exons: 7
Coding region: 113-1252 (379 amino acids)
Biological process (GO): formaldehyde catabolic process
Cellular component (GO): cytosol
Molecular function (GO): zinc ion binding; S-(hydroxymethyl)glutathione dehydrogenase [NAD(P)+] activity
Source: RefSeq, a predicted model, not a curated record
UUAGAAGCUCUCUUGUACUUUACAUAGAGGGAAGAUUUUGUCUUUGCCCCAACCUCAAAAGUCAAAGUUCACCAUUGAAUCUGCAGGCAGCCAGCGGCAAAACCAUUCUCGUAUGGCAAUGUCCAAGAACACUUCUCAAGUCAUAACAUGCAAAGCUGCUGUAUGCUGGGGAGGCGAGGAGUUGUCGGUGAAGGUGGAAGAGAUACAAGUAGAUGCACCAAAAUCAUCAGAAGUUAGAGUUAAGAUGUUAUGUGCUAGUAUCUGCCACACUGAUAUAAUUUUCUCCAAAGGCAUAUUAUUUCCUCUUUUCCCUCGAGUUCCUGGGCAUGAAGGUGUUGGAAUUGUGGAGAGCGUUGGUGAAGAAGUCAAAGACUUAAAGGAAGGAGAUGUUGUGAUUCCAACAUUCAUUGGGGAGUGUCAAGAAUGCGAAUAUUGCAUAUCAGGGAGGACCAAUUUUUGCCUAAAAUACCCUUUAACCAUCAGUGGCCUGAUGCCUGAUAACACUUCCAGAAUGUCCAUUAGAGGUCAAAAAUUAUACCAUUUUUUUUCUUGCUCCACAUGGUCUGAGUACACUGUUGUGAAUGUCAACUACAUUGUCAAGAUUGAUUCAAGCAUAUCACUACCACAUGCUAGCUUCAUCUCUUGUGGAUUCUCAACUGGAUUUGGGGCAGCUUGGAAGGAAGCUGAGGUUGAGAAAGGAUCAAGUGUUGCUGUUUUUGGCCUUGGCGCUGUUGGAUUAGGGGUGGUAGAGGGUGCACGAAUAGCUGGGGCACAAAAAAUAAUUGGCAUGGACAAGAAUGGAAUGAAGAAAGAAAAGGGGCAAGCUUUUGGAAUGACUGAUUUCAUAAACCCUAAUGACUCUUGUGAUAAAUCUGUUUCAGAAUUGAUAAGAGACUUAACUUGUGGGAAGGGGGUUGAUUAUUGCUUCGAAUGCACUGGAGUUGCUAGCUUGAUUGAUGAAGCUCUACUAUCCCUAAAAAUUGGAAAAGGAAAAGCAAUCACGGUUGGUGCAGGAUAUGAUACAAGAGUUCAGAUCAACAUCAGACCCUUUGUAAGUUGUCGUACUUUGAAAGGUAGCCUAUUUGGAGGCCUGAAAGUGAAAUCUGAUCUCCCAACUAUACUUGACAAAUGCAAAAAUAAGGAAUUCCACCUUGAUGAACUUUUGACUCAUGAGGUUUCAUUGGAAGAUUUGAAUAAAGCAUUUGAGCUGCUGAAGCAACCAGACUGUGUCAAGGUUCUUAUCAAUUUCUAAUUAAUAUGUAAUUAAAAGACAAUGCCACAAUCAAAGAACAAAAAGGUCAAAGUUAAUGUUGUUGGGCUGGCCACUUGGCUUAGAUCUGUCCGUUGUGACCAAUGUAAUUCAGUUAUUUGUGUUAUCAGGUUGGUGUUUCAA